This is a messenger RNA of Aegilops tauschii subsp. strangulata, 3146 nucleotides long. RefSeq lists its product as uncharacterized. The record is from RefSeq and is a predicted model, not a curated record. NCBI's taxonomy places the organism in Eukaryota, Viridiplantae, Streptophyta, Magnoliopsida, Poales, Poaceae.
AUAGAGCCAUCAAAUCCACGCGCGCAUUCACGCCCGCAUCCGAAACUAUUACACUCCGACCCACCAAAAGCAGCACCCAUUAAUCUACCCCUUUUCCGCUUUCCCAUUAAAAUCGACGAAUUCUUUGCCGUAGAAAGCAGAUUCGCGAACGGAAACAGCAGCACCGUUGCGUGUUGUGAUAUACUAGUACUAUAAUUCUUGCAAUCUGUUGUGGUUUCUUCCCUCUUCGCUUCGAUCAAACCGCGAUACGAGUUGAUAUAAACAAGAAAACCGUGUUAGUGCUGUCCCCAAUCGGUGGAUUCCGAGUCCGAUGUCUCGAUCGACAUUUUAAUUCCGAUUUAUUUUUGGUGAAUUGUCGUGGAUUCCGCGGCCGCGGGGGCACAGUAUCAAAGGUGUGACCAGUCGCGAUGCAGUACCACCACCGCAGCCGCCUGCCGCCGCCUCCUCCACCGCCGUUUGGCCGCGGCAGUGGUGCCGUGUACCCCGGCGGCCACAAGCAGUUGUACGCUCCUCAAACUCCUCCUCGGCCCCCGCUUCUUGCGCCGCCGCAUCGCAGAUACGAGGUGCUCAUGGAGGCCGGCCGCCUCGCGGCCGAGUACCUGGUAUCCACGGGCGUGCUCCCGCCGUCCUCCCUACAGCGCGGCGGCGGCGACCCGUGGGCUGUUCCUCCUCCUCCACUGCCUCAACCGCCGCAGGAACCCCCCGCAUUCUGUGACUGGAGGAGGUACGAUGAUGUAUAUAGCAAUAACCCUGGCACCCGGCCUAGGCGGAACAGUAGCAUUACUAGUUGUUGUACUAAUAGAGAUGAUUACAGUAAUGGUGGUAGCUACAAUGGGAGAUGGAAGAGAAAGUAUGGGGAGUACAGAAUGGGGUAUCCAGGUCAUGGAAGGGAGAGGGAGAAGGAGAGAGUAAGGUCGAAUUCGAAUGGUCGACGCUAUGAGGAAGAUAAGGACGAGGAUGGUGCUCCUGGAUUUCAGAGGGAUCCGCGGUCCAGUGGGGAGAAUGACGAGUCUAGGAGAUGUGUGACGGAUGAGGUGAAAGAGGCGGCACCUUUCAUGGAGAAGGCUGUAGGUCAGUUGGAGAUGAAGGAUACCAGAUUGAAUGCUGAUGUUAGGAAGAAUGCUGAUGCUCUGCUGGAGUUGCAGGCUGAGAAUGAAGGUGAGAUGAAAGAGAAUAAAAUACUGAGUUCAGAAUUAGAUAUGGACCCUAACGGUGAUGUCAAUAACACUUCUAUUGUAGUUGUUAUGGAGGCAGAUGCGAAGCUUUUGCCAGAUGGUAAGGUUGUGGGUGAGGAAGCUGAAGAUAACAACAAAGUUUUGUGUGACCGUAUUGCCUUGAAUGAUGACAUGAAAAUUUUGGAAAAUGGUUUGCAUGUCGACAGGAGUUUGCUUAAACACUGUGACUUUGCAAAAGCUCCAACGAAGCCCAGGUCAUGCCAUGCACAUAGAAAGUCAGUAACUGAAACAGUCGAUCUAGUUUCUUCUAGAGAAGGUUCGGAGAUGGUAGCUGAUGAAGCAGCAAAUGAGAGAUCUUUGACUAACAUCCAGCCAGAUAACAGAGAAGAUCAAAUCUACCAAGAAAGUACUGUCUCUAAGACAGCUUACAAAGAAAUAACAAUGGAACCUAUGCUUCUCCAAGAAAACAAAACAUUAGUUGUUACUGAAAAUAUGAAAGAAUACAGGAACGAUGCACAACUCCAUGUAGUCCAGGAAUACAAGGAAGAACAAGAUGUAUCAUCUUUGACAAUUUCUCAGAAGGAUAACUUGAUGCAAGAAAACGACUUAUCUCCAUUGUCGGCUUCUCGCAAGGGUGGCUUGAUGCAAGAAACCAACCUAUCUACGUUGACAGGAACGCAGGAGGAUAUCAUGAUCGAAGAUGCCAACCUAUCUCCAUUGCCAGAUGCUCAGAAUGAUAGCUUGAUUGAAGAAUCUGAUCAAUCUCCAUCGACAGCUUCUCACGAAGUUACCUUGAUGCAAGAAGCUGACAUAACUCCGUCAUUAUCUUUACAUAAAAAUAACUUAAAUCUGCAAUUUAAGGAAGGAGCCCAGAUUUGUGAUACUGAAAUUGUGCCAAAAGAAGUGGGCUUGUUUGAGUUUUCUGAUCAGAAGAACAUUGUUGGUGCUGAUUUGUUUUGUAAUGCCGGGGCUGAAACUAUCAUCCAAAUGGACGAAGAAGAAAAGCUGGAUCAAUCCAGUUCAUUCAGAAUACCUAAUAAUCCUGGUUUUGGCCAACACUCUGCACCAGGAUAUUCAGUGGAGCCACAUAAACAACUGCAAGAAGAUUUUGGAGCUAAUGUGGGAGACAUUGUCGGUGGUACAAAUAAUUUGUGCCAAGUUUCAUUAGACAAUAACUCUGUCCAAGUAUUUGAUAUAGAAGAUGACAUGCCAAUUGAAGGUGCUGGCUUUGAUUCUUCAAAAGCAAAGAACGAGAUGAUAUGCUCUAGCAUGGAUGUCAUAAUGCACCCUGGCAUACAUACUGAUGAUCUUCCUGUAAUUGAAGAUGGUUACAAUCUUACACUUUCUGAUUAUCUAGCGGCUGAUAUACCAUGCUACACAUCAUUGCGACCUGAUCUUCAAGCUGGUAUAUGUACCAAUGAUUCUGAGGGCAUCCCUGUCAUGGAUGAUCCAAUAUAUGGUUCUCUCACUGAUAUUGGAUCAUCGUUCCCAAACUGUUGGGGAUGCGUUCCACCUAUCAAUUGGUCGUGCAAAAGGUGUAUACCCCGUCGUGCCCUGUUAUUGGCCACCCGGUGAUCCUCGACCCUCGUUCCCGUCCCUCGACCCAGGAACUUGGCAACUAUGGUUUCAUGGAUGUUUGGAGCCAGCCAGCUGAGGACUUCGAGAAAUUCUUCUAAUCCGCUGCCAAAACCGGAAAUUGUUCAAAAGCGUGACAAAAAUAACAUGUGUAGCAUAGCGUAGGGAAGAAUAAGCAGAUUGCCCCUCCUGUCAAAGAAAAGGCAAUCAUAGUGUAGCAAUAGAGAAAUUCUAAUGUCGAUACUAGUUUGAUGGAGCAAGUCUCUGAUUCAAAGUUAAUUUUAUGUGCAGUUCGAUAUUGUAGGAUAUGUAGUUCUUUUUGCUGUUUUAUUCUGGAAAUAGUAGCGGAACCAGCCAGCAUAUAUUGGAUGAUUGAACACAGCAUUAUUUUGCGAA